AUGUUCGCGUCUCAUGUAAGUGACUGGUGUUCUCAUGGGUACACAGCGUUGACUGACAUUUACCAGGCUCAAACCUGGCAAGCAUCCUCAACAUGGAGUACCGAAGACAGAGAUCGCCUGGGUGUGCCCAAUCUCCCCGGACCGGGAGACAAGGACCGAUUACCGUCGCCAAGUAGAUUUCGGGGCAGAUUGCAAAGCUUGAGAAGAGCAUCAUCUCCAGGAGCGCGGUCCAACACACCGUCUCCAGAGAAUUCGAAAGGGGCGCUGGGGCUGACAUUACUGCAUGACCCAUCGGAGCCGCGGGUUGAUUUCGUAUUUGUCCACGGACUGAACGGUGGCUCAAAGAGAUCAUGGAGCGCCUCAUCAGACCCGACAACAUUCUGGCCCAAAGAGUGGUUGCCAUCAGAGGCGGGCUUCAAGCACGUUCGCAUCCACAGUUUCGGAUAUGACUCGGACUGGUCAAAAUCACAGCAAAGCUCCCUGACCAUCCACGAUUUCGGACAAGCUUUAUUGGCAGAUUUGUACAACGCGCCACAUCUUAAGAAGAAUGGAAAUACGCCUAUCGUCCUGGUUGCUCAUAGUAUGGGUGGUCUUGUUGUUAAGAAGGCAUAUCUCCUAGCUAGAAGAGACCCGAUUUACGCCGACAUUGCCGGCAGGAUUCACAGUCUUUACUUCUUGGGAACUCCCCACAGAGGCGCUGAUUCCAGUUCCUUUGUCUCAACAUUUAUUGCAAUGUCGCUCGGCUCUGGAUCCAAGGCCUUUGUCAAAGAGCUCAUCCCAGGAUCAGGGACAUUACAGGUGAGCUUGAAGUCCGCUAGUAUUCUCGGCAUGCCGAUGCUGACAACCCAGGCUAUCAAUGACGAAUUUAGACAUGUGUGUAGCGAUGUUGGACUGUGGUCAUUCUUCGAAGGUAUUCCUACCGCUGCAGGGCCAACCAAUGUUGUGGUGGUAGAAAAAGACACACUCAGUAUCUACAAGCCGACCAUCGUCGUCUGGUCAAGUUUGACUCGACCGAGGACCCGAAUUACAACAUCCUCCUUCGUUGCUUCAACACAACAAUCGAAGAGAUUGAAAAGGAGUCUGACAAAAGCAGAUAUCUCCGACAAGUUUGACAACCACAGGGCUCAGAUCAAACAAAUAGCCAGCACAUUUGAUAUUGCAGAACGUCCAGAUGGCGACUUUAUGCGGGUCUACGACAGACUGCACCAAGGAUCCUGCGAAUGGCUAACCUCCCACCCAUCAUUCCUUGAAUGGCUGGAGUGCGACCUGAUGGACGCCAAUCCUACCGUCAAAGCCAUCACAGCCGGUCCCACCAAAGUCACUCCUCGAUUCUUGUGGCUCAAUGGCCCACCGGGAUCUGGAAAGUCUGUGGCUUCUACACAUGUUAUCAAAUACCUCGAAUCCUUCAACCUCGACUGUGCCUACUUCUUCUUCAAGAACAACGAAAAGCCCAGUCUGACCCAGCUCCUCCUAUCACUGGCUCUUCAGAUGGCUGAGUCCAACUUCCAGGUCCGACACACAUUCCUGUCCAUGAUAGAGGAGGGAGAAGUGGUUGAUUGUCACAGCGAUCAUGUUAUGGUGUGGAACAACAUUUUCCUUGGGCGGAUCUUCAAAAUGGCAUUUUCUCAACCACAGUACUGGGUGAUUGAUGCUUUGGACGAGUGUCAAUCACGACUGCUGGCGACCUUGGUCGCGAUGCUCUCGAGAAUCGAGCCGACAGUCCCACUGAGAAUCCUCAUUACCAGCCGGCCCAACGGUCAUGUGGAAAGGUUGCUGAAUCAGGAGCGAGUGCUGAGAAGCGAGAUACACACUGGCCAAGCAGCGUCAUUGAGAGAUAUCGAGGCCUUCGUAAGGGCGAGGCUUUCGCCCACCAUCAUCGAAGACUUCCAUGAACAAGACCAAGAUGAGAGCGACCUGGUAGCGGAGAUCAUCGAAAAGUCAAAUGGGAUAUUUCUAUGGGCUUCCCUUAUUAUGACGCGUCUAGAUGACGCUCACAGCAUCGAAGCGAUGAGAAAUACCCUGGACCAAGUCCCAAAGGAGAUGAGUGGAAUGUACAACGACAUUCUGAAGAACAUUAUUGAGUCUCCAAAUGCGGAGCUGGCACAGUGCAUUCUCACCUGGGUGGUUUGUGCUCGCAAGCCCCUGACAACCGAUGAACUGAGAGAAGCAGUCAGGCUGGAUAUUAACCAGACGCUUAGGACGUCGGACAGAUUUGCCCAGAUAUGUGGCAACAUGAUUACUGUCGACAACAACUACGUCCAAGUCAUGCAUCAGACAGUCAAGGAGUUUCUUACUGGCGAGCAAUCGGACUACUACAUACCUCGUGCCGGGUCUCACGCUCGUAUAGCAGAACUUUGCCUUACCCACCUCAACGGGCGCAAUUUCAACCCCCCUCGGCCUCGCCGUGUGCCUUCGUUCAAAAACAACAGCGCUGGCGCCAACGACACGGCCUUCGACGAGUAUGCAUGUGCCAACUUCAGUUACCACCUCGCACAUUGCUCGCCUUCGGAGGAGACACUGGAGUUGCUGCCACUUCUCGGAUCCUUUUUCUCGUCCAACAUCUUGACGUGGAUUGAGCGCAUUGCGAAAACGGGCCGUUUGGCACUCAUCAUGCGAACGAUACAGAACCUGAAGGCGUACCUCAAGAAGCAGGUAGCCACUUGCUCGCCCAUCGACUCUGAUUACCAACUUGUUUCACGCUUUGUCGAAGAUCUACUGAGGCUGUCAGCCAUCUACGGCCCGAAUCUCGUCAACACUCCUUCAUGCAUCUAUUCUCUCGUCCCAUUGCUUUGUCCAACUUCCAGCAUCAUUCACUGGAAAUUUGCUAGAACGCAGUUCAGGCAGAAGGUCAUAUGCAAUUUCAAUACCGAUUGGGACGAGCGGCUGAGCUCUCUUUCAUUUGCCACUAGAGUCAUGUCCAUUGCUUGCGGUGAUCAAUUCUUUGCCGUCGGCCUUGGAGACGGAGUGGUCAAGGUGUAUCGUCAAAGUACUUUCGAGCUUCUCAACACUUUCAGACAUGGUGAGCCUGUCCGCAAACUGGCAAACGGCCACUUGACGGGUAUCCUGGUUACUGCUGGCCUCAAGACGGUGAAGGUUUGGGGUCCGAGACAGACUCUGCUCUGGAGUGUCAACGUGCCCGAGCAACCACUCAGUAUUGAGUUCAGCCCAGACGACUCCAAGAUUUAUGUGCCACUGAGAAGUGGAGAGGUCUAUGUAUACAGGUCCAAGGGCGGCGCUCGUCUAGACUGCCUGGCACUAACCGACGAAGACGGCUCUAGCUCUUCCUCCUCGGAUUCGGAGUCUGAUGGCGAAGGUGGAGAAAGGUACAAACCUAACAACCAGAAGAAGACUAAUCCCAUGUUGGUCAAGAUAUGCCCAUCGCUGGGAAUUGCUGCUGUCGCCUACCGCAGCUCACACCUUCAAGUGUCUUAUUACGAUAACGAAGACGGGAUGGAAGCAUUUGAGAAGGAGGGGUAUGAAGAUGGUCAAGGCCUACCGUCCCAGGUGUUGGAUGUUGCAUUCAAUCCGAACGUUGAGCAGAGCUUGAUGGCAGUUGCAUACCAGGACGGAGAUCUAGUCACCUUUGAUCCAUGGACGCUUCAGCAAAAAAGCACGCACCAUCUCAAUGCCCACACACUGGCGGCUUCUCCCGACGGGCAAACCUUGGCUGCUGGAGAUAGCGAGUGUGUUAUCACUCUCUUCGCAUUCGACGGGUUGAGGCAGUUGUGUCGAAUCGAAUCGAUGGACGAAAGAAUCAUGGGUAUUGUCUUCGCUUCCAACAGCCUUAGGUUCUUUGACUUGAGGGGGAAUACCUGCAACGUUUGGGAGCCGUCAGUUCUCAUCAAGAAGAACCUAACGGAUGACGGCUCGAGUGAUGUCACCGACGACUACUUCACCUCGACCUCUUCCAACUUAGUCUGCACGCGAACGUUUGAGGGGAGCAACGAGAUAACUGUGAUGGCUCAGGCUGGAGACUCAAAUUUUGUCUUUUGUGGCCGUGAAGAGGGCGCCAUUACACUGCACGAUAUUACCACUGGAAAGGUAUGCGCGGAGUUUCAAUUCCACGCACGCAUGGUUGAAAUCCGGCAUCUCGAGUGGCAUGCGCAGUCGAAAGUUUUGUUCAGUGUUGAUGCUUCGCGAAGAUGCAUUGCAACAAGGAUUACUCUUCCGAGGUUAUCAUCUUCUUCAAAGUCAACAAGUCCAGUGGAGAAGCUCAAACAAGAACUUGGGCAGCAAAGCUCGCAGUUCGAGCAUAUCCUUGACUUUCGAGCGUCGGAUCAUGUCUUGCAGGCUCUCAUCAGUCCCGAUGGGACGUCAUUCCUGGUAUCGACCCAGUCAGGAGAGGAGAUGCACACCAUUUCCACCGUUGAAGGCGAGCCAAAACAAGAGCCCACCGUUAUUCAAACAACAAACUCCAUGGGCCCUGCCCGAUGGCUCGCCCAUCCCACCGACUCUGACCGACUGCUGCUGUUUGACCACGACAUGCUCCACGUAUUCCUCUGGAAGACGCUUGAACGGCAGAGUCCGCCAAUUGGCAUAAUUAUCCACCCCCCCCCCGAACUAUCUCACAGCCAUGACUUUAUCCUCUCCGACGAUUGGCUCUCACGACCAGGUCUUUCCACAAUCUACCAAACAAUUGACAUGCCAACCACCUCUUCGAAACUCUCCUCGGUCCCAGAGACAGGCUUUCUGACCCUUGACCUCUCCAAGAUAUCUCCCGUCAGCCCAGCCCCCAGUGUCGAGGUGUCGCUCGUCACCCGCAAACUCCUCUCCCCGAUCAAAUCAAUACUCGGCUUGCAUAAAUCCACUCUGUACUUCAUCUCAGGUCGCGGCUGGGUCUGCUCGAUCUCUCUCAAGAACUUGCCAUCUUCCAAAUCAUACACAAGACACUUCUUCAUCCCGUCUGUCUGGCAAACGGCAGAUGGGCAGGGCCCAAUGGCAAAGGUUGUGAGCAAAGGGUCGUCGGUUGCGAUGGUGUACAGGGAUGAGGUUGUGGUGCUGAGUGGGUUUUUGGAAUUUGAGCACAAGACUGUUUUCGGGGUUUGUGAUGAUAUCACUGAGUUGGGAGGUAGUGACGAGGAAGGAGAGGCAGCAGGAAGGGACGGUGUGCCGGUUAUUACUAGGACUAUGAGCUGA
Molecule: messenger RNA, 5136 nt
Organism: Podospora anserina S mat+
Lineage: Eukaryota; Fungi; Ascomycota; Sordariomycetes; Sordariales; Podosporaceae
Exons: 5
Coding region: 1-5136 (1711 amino acids)
Molecular function (GO): protein binding
Source: RefSeq, a predicted model, not a curated record